Molecule: messenger RNA, 2964 nt
Organism: Carassius gibelio (silver crucian carp)
Lineage: Eukaryota; Metazoa; Chordata; Actinopteri; Cypriniformes; Cyprinidae
Product: serine/threonine-protein phosphatase with EF-hands 2-like
Exons: 15
Coding region: 19-2103 (694 amino acids)
Biological process (GO): negative regulation of MAPK cascade; detection of stimulus involved in sensory perception
Cellular component (GO): nucleus; cytosol
Molecular function (GO): Hsp90 protein binding; iron ion binding; manganese ion binding
Source: RefSeq, a predicted model, not a curated record
UUUUCCUCUUGUCUAGCGAUGCGGGCGGCGUUGCUAAUCCAGCGCUGGUAUCGUCAGUAUGUGGCGCGGCUGGAGAUGAGACGCCGCUGCACCUGGAACAUCUUUCAGUCUAUAGAGUAUUCUGGACAACAGGAUCAUAUUAAGCUGUAUAAUUUCUUCGGUUACCUGAUGGAUCAUUUCAGUUCUGCCAACAGCCAAAGAAACCUCGUAUCUCAUAUGUUUGGCGAUAGUGACUUGUUUCUGGACAUGGAGUGGGAGAGACACGUCUGUUACAAGGAGAUUGAGGUUCCAGACAUCUACACCGGCCCGCAUCUCUUCUUCCCACUGACCAUCUCCAAUGUCACAGAGCUGGUAGAUGCCUUCAAAAACAAACAAAAGCUUCAUGCGCGGUACGUGCUCCAGCUGCUGGGUAAGACGUGGACGCUCCUGCGCUUGAUGCCCAACAUCAGUCACGUGUGCACCUGCAAACACAAGGAGAUCACCAUCUGUGGAGACUUACAUGGUCAUCUUGAGGAUCUGCUGUUGAUCUUUUACAAAAAUGGUUUUCCCUCAGCAGAGACACCAUAUGUUUUCAACGGUGAUUUCGUGGACAGAGGGAAAGAGUCCAUAGAGAUCCUGUUGGUUCUGUUUGCGUUCCUGUUGCUGUAUCCACAUGACGUGCAUCUGAACAGAGGAAACCAUGAGGACCACAUUGUUAAUCUGAGGUAUGGCUUCACUAAGGAAGUUCUGGGGAAAUAUCAGGUUCAUGGGAAAAUGAUUCUUAAACUUCUGCAGAAGAUCUUCAGCUGGUUGCCGCUGGCAACAGUGAUCGACCAGAAAGUUCUGAUUCUACACGGAGGAAUUUCUGACAAGACAGACUUGAAUGUGAUCGCCAAACUGGAGCGCCACCGAUUCGUUUCGGCUCUCAGACCCCUGAAGAGAAGAGGAGCAUCAGCGAGGCAGAAGGACGCAGCUCUGGAGCCAGACGGAGACGAUGAGCUCAGUGCUGGACGGAGGAGAGUUCAGUCUCUGACCCACGGCACACCGCUGCGAUUCAGACCAGAGUUCCCACGGCAUUCAGUUCACUCCGAGUCGGGCCGGACGGGUCGCUCCGUCGAGCAGGAGCUGCGAGAGAGACGUCGCCUGGCCGGCCUCAGUCUGUCGUCUGACUCAGAUCCUGCUCAGGUCCUGGAGACGGAUGCAGAUGAAUGGAAACAGAUAGUGGACGUUCUGUGGAGUGACCCGAUGUCUCAGAAUGGCUGUGUCCCUAACGAGGUUCGAGGAGGCGGGUGUUACUGGGGGCCGGACGUCUCACAGGAAGUGCUGGACAGACACAAACUGCAGCUGCUCAUCAGAUCUCAUGAGUGCAAACAGGAAGGUUAUGAAUUCUGCCACAACGGCAGGGUUUUGACGAUCUUUUCAGCCUCUAAUUACUAUGAUGUUGGCAGUAACAGAGGUGCUUACAUUCGUUUGGGUCCCGACCUCAUCCCUCACUUCAAACAGUUUCAGUCCAGCAGAUCAACACGAGAGCUCACACUCAGACAGAGUGUGGGACGAACAGAACUUUCUGCAUUACAGGCUCUGAGGAUGCAGCUCUUUACACACAAAUCUGCCCUGAUCCACGAGUUUCAGGAAUAUGACCCACAAUGCACAGGUGUGAUCUCUGUGAAGCACUGGGCCGCUGCUGUGGAGAAGGUUCUGCGUCUGGGUCUGCCCUGGAGAGUGCUGAGGUCUCAGCUGGUGACCAGCAGCACACAGGACGGUCAGGGGACACUGGACUAUCACCACUGGGUCAACCAGCUGUCCGUCAUCCAGCCCAGCACUGAGAUUGCGAACACGAGCCUCCUGGAGACCCUUUACAAACAUCAUUCAAACCUGGAGAGCAUCUUCAGGAUGAUCGACACAGAUCACUCAGGUCUGAUCUCGUUCGAGGAGUUUCGUCAGACGUGGAAGCUGCUGAGCUCUCAUCUACAGAUGGACAUCAGCGAUAAAGCCAUCUCAGAUCUGGCCGAGAGCAUCGACUUCAACAAGGACGGCAGCAUCGACAUCAACGAGUUCAUGGAGGCCUUUCGGCUGGUGGAGCAUUCUCGAGCCGAGACGGACGCGCCGCCGUCCCCCGAGUGAACACGAUCAGAGCAAACACAGACCACACGACGCUCUCAAACCUCCAGAGCAGCAAUCUGUCCCUGGGUCUCAGGAAACACAACCCUAUUUUCAGGGAUUUAACUUUCACAAACACUCAUUUGUUCAUACGGUGAAGCUUUAUUAAUCAAUCAUAAACACAGUAAAACAUUCCAGCUGAUCGAAGUCUCAAUCACACACAGUGAAUAUAAAUGUGCUGCUCCUACACAGUGAUCUGCGUCUGAGGUUAGCGUCUCGUGUGUGUCUCACGUUGAUCAGCUGAGUUUACUGCUGCGUCCGUGAACGCCGUCGUGAAGCCCGUCUUCAACAGUCUUGAUGUCGUCCAGAUCGUCUUUAAUGACACUGAUCAGGUGACUCAAACCCUGCUGCUGCUGCUUCAGAUGCUGAAACGAAACACACUUAUUCAGUCGAGGACGAACCAGUGAUGGGAACAGAGCAGGAUUGUUCUCAAUGGUUUGAACUAAAGCUACUCAUAACCACAGAGCUGAGAGGAAUUAACAUAAUGUGCAUCAUCUGCAUGAAACUGCUUCAAAGUACGGGUUCUUGGAUGAUUUAUGCUUAAUAAUUACAAAUUUAUAAUACUGCCGCGGUCAGAUUUUUAUUCCUGAUUUGACAUUAUUAACAUAGUCACAGAUUCUUUCCAGUAGAUGGAUGACUAGAGCUUCGACAGGAACAAUACCCAAACUGACAUGUAUGCACUUAUUAAGUUAUAUUGCACUGCACUCAAGCUACUGAAUCUAUAUUUUUAUAAAAGUUUAUGCAUUCUCUGGGAAUCAAACCCAUGACCUUGGUGUUGCUGGCGAGAUCUACUGUUGAGCUAUAUUAAAUGUGCAGUCUAUUAUA